AGCAGCAGUCGCCGCAGGAGCCAGCCGGGCUGUCCCGAGCGCUCGCCGCCUGCCUCGCCGCCCCCGCCGGGGAGCGGGAACGCGGAGCGCGGAGGCUGCGAGAGCCGGGCGGGGAAGAUGCCCCUGGCGCAGUUGCCGGACCCGUGGCAGAAGAUGGCUGUGGAGAGCACGGCCGAGAGCAGCACCGAGAAUGGACAGCAAAUUGUGGAUGAACCUAUGGGAGAAGAUGAUAUCAACCCUCAAACUGAAGAAGGAAGUAUCAAAGAAAUUGCAAUAACUCACCAUGUAAAAGAAGGACAUGAGAAAGCAGACCCUUCACAGUUUGAACUUCUGAAAGUACUUGGACAAGGAUCCUUUGGAAAGGUCUUCCUUGUCAAAAAAAUCUCAGGAUCAGAUGCUAGACAGCUUUAUGCAAUGAAGGUAUUGAAAAAGGCCACCUUGAAAGUUCGAGAUCGGGUUCGGACAAAAAUGGAACGUGAUAUCCUCGUAGAAGUUAAUCAUCCUUUUAUUGUCAAGUUACAUUAUGCUUUUCAAACAGAAGGGAAGCUAUAUCUUAUUUUGGAUUUUCUCAGGGGAGGAGAUUUGUUUACACGUUUAUCCAAAGAGGUGAUGUUCACAGAAGACGAUGUUAAAUUUUACUUGGCAGAAUUAGCACUUGCUUUAGACCAUCUACAUAGUCUUGGAAUAAUAUACCGGGACCUAAAACCAGAAAACAUCCUGCUGGAUGAGGAAGGACAUAUCAAAUUGACAGAUUUUGGCUUAAGUAAGGAGUCAAUUGAUCAUGAAAAAAAAGCCUACUCUUUCUGUGGGACAGUGGAAUAUAUGGCACCAGAAGUUGUUAACAGACGAGGCCAUACACAGAGUGCAGACUGGUGGUCUUUUGGUGUUUUAAUGUUUGAAAUGCUCACUGGUACUCUACCUUUCCAAGGGAAAGACAGAAAAGAAACCAUGACUAUGAUUCUCAAGGCCAAACUUGGAAUGCCCCAGUUCUUGAGUCCUGAAGCACAGAGUCUUCUGCGAAUGCUCUUCAAAAGAAACCCAGCAAACAGAUUAGGAGCAGGUCCAGAUGGAGUAGAAGAAAUUAAGAGGCAUGCAUUCUUUUCCAAAAUAGAUUGGAAUAAAUUAUACAGGAGAGAAAUUCAUCCCCCUUUUAAACCUGCAACUGGCAGACCUGAAGAUACAUUUUAUUUUGACCCUGAGUUUACAGCAAAAACUCCAAAAGAUUCACCAGGUAUCCCACCCAGUGCUAAUGCACAUCAGCUUUUUCGGGGAUUUAGUUUUGUAGCCAUUGCAUCGGAUGAUGAAAGCCAAGCAAUGCAGACAGUUGGAGUGCAUUCAAUCGUCCAGCAGUUGCACAGGAACAGCAUUCAGUUUACUGAUGGAUAUGAAGUAAAGGAAGAUAUUGGAGUUGGGUCUUACUCUAUCUGCAAGAGAUGUAUUCAUAAAGCUUCCAACAUGGAGUAUGCUGUAAAGAUUAUUGACAAGAGUAAAAGAGAUCCAACAGAGGAGAUUGAAAUCCUGCUGCGCUAUGGACAGCAUCCAAAUAUUAUUACCCUAAAAGAUGUGUAUGAUGAUGGAAAAUAUGUAUAUGUAGUAACAGAACUGAUGAAGGGAGGAGAACUGCUGGAUAAAAUUCUUAGGCAGAAAUUUUUCUCCGAACGGGAAGCCAGCGCUGUUCUGUUCACAAUAACAAAAACGGUGGAAUAUCUCCAUGCACAAGGGGUUGUUCACAGAGACCUGAAGCCUAGCAAUAUUCUUUAUGUUGAUGAAUCUGGUAAUCCAGAAUCAAUUCGAAUUUGUGAUUUUGGCUUUGCAAAACAACUGCGAGCAGAAAAUGGUCUUCUGAUGACUCCAUGUUACACAGCAAAUUUUGUUGCACCAGAGGUUUUAAAGAGGCAAGGUUAUGAUGCUGCAUGUGACAUAUGGAGCCUUGGUGUUCUGCUUUAUACCAUGCUUACUGGCUACACGCCUUUUGCAAAUGGUCCUGAUGACACCCCAGAGGAGAUUUUGGCCCGAAUAGGUAGUGGAAAGUUCUCUCUCAGUGGUGGUUAUUGGAAUACUGUUUCAGACACAGCUAAGGACCUUGUUUCAAAAAUGCUUCAUGUUGACCCCCAUCAAAGACUGACUGCAGCCCAAGUUCUUAGUCACCCCUGGAUAGUUCACUGUGACCAGUUGCCUCAAUACCAGCUGAACAGGCAGGAUGCUCCCCAUUUAGUGAAGGGUGCAAUGGCAGCAACUUACUCUGCUUUGAAUCGUAAUCAGUCACCAGUUUUGGAGCCAGUUGGCCGUUCUACUCUUGCUCAGAGGAGAGGUAUAAAAAAAAUUACCUCCACAGCCCUGUGAAAUGACCUCAGCCAGACACUUGGUACCAUGGCGUAAGAUGAUAGCACAAAUCAUGGCGACAGGUAGCACAUAUCUGACAGAUACCUGCAAGCACACUCUGACCCAGCUGGUACCUAUAAUGCUGCUGCUCCUGCUGCUGCUACUGCUUUCAUCUACUCUCGCUUUAAACUGUUGAUGGCAAGUUACUGAUCUCACUGGAGCCGCAAACAGAGUGACAAGUGGAAACAAUGAAAAUGAUCAUGUUCGCGACUGAAUAAACCAGAAGAAUUACAAAUGCCACCUCUGUCAAAAAUACACUGAAUAAAGCACUCUGCACCACAUAGCAUUAUUUUUAUAAGGAAUAUUUUUUUUGUCCCCUGAAAUAUUCUUUGUUACAGGUAGAAAUGGACAGUUUAUGUUAAGCACUUAGCUUAAACAAUCUGUUUAUAUUAGCACUAUAUACUUUGUGCCAUCCAACAUUUUGUAUGUUUUUGUAAACAGUUCACAAGCAGUACAUUUCCGUGCUGUUUUCUUUAAUGUAUACAUGCCUUGUUUUACUUAGAUAUUAUUAAUCAUUUUGACAAUUAAGUCUGAUUAAACAGUUCACCUGGAUUAAUCAGUAUUGUUGGACAGCUCUAAAAGAAGCCUGACUGUUAAACAGCUAUUGAAUGUAAUACUCUAUGAAUAAGUAGUUCUCCUCACCUAUGUCUUUUCUGCAUUUUUGUGUUUUUGACACCACGUCAUGUUAUGAAAAUCAGGAUACUGUUUAUAGUACUCAAAAUUCAAACAGUGGAUCUCUCACCAUACUAUAUAUCCAAUAGGUAAUAUAACCCAGAGAAAAGAUAACUUGCUCUGUCUUUUGUUCCCCUUCCCCUUCCUUUUAGUCUGUCCCAUCUAAUCUCUGGACUCAGGAAUCAUUGCUAAAUACUUUCUGAUAGAGGACAUUUCUAUAUUGUUGAUUCUUGUAAUCCAUUGUUAAUAUUUUAUCUCUAUUCUAUGACUUUUGUUUAAGCUGCAAAGGAUUUGUUCAUUGUUGGCAUUACAGAAGAAAGGCAACAUUGAAGAUAAAGAAAAAUGUUGUCCGCUAAUAAGAAGAAACCUGUAAAAGUUUUAAACUGCAUUCAUUGCAAGUGCAAAACUGAUGGAUCUAAUGUUCUGUCAGUUAUUUUCUGCUAAUUUUAAUUGACAUUAAAAGCAAAAUGAGAGACCAGUCAUACAGAUCUGUUGGGUUAGAAAAGGGUCAUUCUAAUUUAGUGUGAAUAUAGUAUUGUCCCAGUCAGGUAAGAUAAAGCUGUUCAGAGUGAACAUUCUCACUUUUCUGCAGAUGGAAGCAAGUUUGUAAUGAGGAUGAAAGACUCUAAAUACCAAUAUAAACUUCUAAUACCCUUGGCCCCUUGGUGUUUAAAGUAAUUAAAGGCGCAUCUUGAUGGCUGGUCUUGAAAGAUCAAAUUGCUCACAUGAGAGAGCACUGGAAUGUGUUUGAAUUCAGUGUGUUCCACUCCACCAAAAUUACAUGCUGCAUUAACUCCUUUCAGAUAUGAAAACAGCUUUUGGGAAUUCAGCUUUAGUAAAAUAUGGAUCUAGGUGAAUGGCUUACAUGAACAAUGCAAUUUAAAAACUAAAAGGUGCAAUUUUUUGUUUUGUAUAAGAAGGUAUUUUCUUGGUUUAGUUGUAUUAAAUUUCUUUUAUGAUGAUUAAUUGGCUUGUUUCCCUGAAAUCAUCAGAGAUUUGUUGAAAGGGAGAAUCAUCUGUGACACCACAGAUUUGCUCUAAAUGAAUGGGAGUGCUUCUUCUACCAGAAUUUCUGAGCUCCUAAGGGAACCUUCCUUUGUUAAACUUGAAAACAAUCCUAUUAUUGCCCUUAAAAAUCUGCUAAAUAUUUAAUCCAUGAUAUAAUUUUGAAGGAAUUGGUUUUAUAAACAAGGAUUCUUAAAUUAGCAUAGAUCACAGAAAUUUGAAUACAUGGCUCUUCCUAGCAAUUAGUAUUUUUCUCUUACUUGGUGCUCUAGCAUUGAUACUUGCUUUGUACAGAUGCGUCUGUCCUUUCUUCAAGAGACAUCUCUAACUAGAGGCAGAAAAAGACCAUUUUUGGCAAUUUUUUUUGACAGUGUCAGCAGUUCCAGAGGAAUUUAUUAAAACCUUACCUUUCAGAAAAUGUAUUUUCAGCUCUGUGAGCAAUUUUAAGUCAGGCUUCUCAAAGCCUGGAAAAUGUACCUUCUAGUGGCUUUUAAAGGUGUUAAUCAGAAGAUUGACAUAUCUAGUCAACAAACAGGAUUUAAAACUGAUACUGUUGAAAUAAAGGGAUGUCAAUACUUGCCAGUGUGUCAAUAAGAACAGUUCAGGAGGGAGUUUCUCCUCUGUUCAGUGUAUAUCUGUAGGUACCUGGCAAAGAACAGACCAAAAAGAGGAAGUGUUAAACUGCCUCACUAUUGGCAAUAUCCAUGUUAAAAUAAUUUAAAAGUACUUCCAGUAGUUUUAUUGUAGCAGUAUUUUGUUGUCCUCAAGCUCACUGACGAUUAGCCAAAUAGUGAAGCAAAGUUAACUCCUACAUUUUAUGUAUCUACAUUCUCAAGUGAGUUGUUAAUUUAGUCUAGACUUGGCAGAUGUUGCUAUUGUGUCAUGUAUAGAGCAGCAGAGGAUGAACCUUUUAAACUGUAGCAAAACAACUGGGGUUUAGCACACCCUAAUUUGACUGCAUUCAAGUCUAGACAUUUUUAAGUUGCUUUCUAAACCAAGGUGUACAAGGUCUGCCUAUUUUACAGGCAAGACAUGGUUUUAUGUACCUUACCUCCUGGUUCCAUGUUCACAACUUCCACAUUGAUUAUGUUUUUUAACUGCAGUUGUUAGAACCUAUAGAGAAAAUGAGAUGAUAGUUCUUUGAGUCGCAGCACCUUUCUACAAGAACGUGAGUGUAUGAAACACUGUGUACAUUCACUGCUGGACUGCUGCUUGGUCUGCAAGGUGUAGCAAGUGACUCAAGGGUGCAGAGACAUAAAGGAUAAAAAAAGGAGAACUGCAGAUACAGGUGAAUUUUCUGUAUGUCAGCCAUGGGUUUUUUUAAUUUCUUUUAAGUGUGAAAUUAUAAUUUACUGUGCUUGAGAGCAUGAGGGAAUGGAGCGAAAAGAAUAGUUGCAAUACUCAUUAAAUGCCAUCUAUAUCUAGUAAGGGCAAUGUUCUGUAUUCAUAAUCACUAUGACAUUGAAUGAAUCUUAUAGGGAGGUUUUCAAGAAAGUAUUUAAAACUUUUUUCUAAAAAGACAAGGCCAUAAGAAAAUAGAUUUAUGUGUCUGGGAUUUUUUUUGUGUGUGUUUCGCUUUUGUAAAUGUGGUGUACCAACUAAAGCUGUGCUUUUCUAUUAUUGGAAGGAAAGGAUUUAAAGUGUCCUGGCCCUUAGUAAGCAGCAAUGGUUAAUAGAUGAAUUUUCACUUAUGAAAAUUAUGUAAAUGAUUAGCUUUAUCUGAUACUCUUGACCUAAUCAAAGGGAAGGUGUACUUAUGAGGGAUGUAAUUAUUUUGCAACCUAGUUGGGGGGGAGUCUAUUUCAACCGUUUUUAAAAAAUUACAAAAUCACAGAUAAAAUAUUUUUCUACGAUUCUAUACAAUCAUCCUUUAUACUAGUUUUCUCAGCAUGGCAUGUAAGUGAGUCUAAGGUACUGUUCCAGGAAAUCAGUGGUAUUGUACCUUAUUCUAGACCAUUAAAAUAGCAUCUGUUAGAUGCUUGGCACUGCUGUCAUAGACCUGAAAUGCUAGUUUUAAAAAAUAAAAAAAAAUGUACUGAAUACUUUAAAUGAUUGUUUUAUUCAGAGUCUGAUAUAGAAAAUGUUCAAAUCAUGUUAUUAAUGUGUAAUUAAAACUGUUCCAGAUGUAACUAGAGACAGUUCUGGAAAGUUAUCAUUGCUUGUUCUCCUGUCUAAUGGCAGGUUUUGUAGUCUUCAAAAGAAAUUGAAAUUUCUACUAUGAAUAAACUUUCAAACAUCUUAAAA
This is a messenger RNA of Myiozetetes cayanensis, 6303 nucleotides long. RefSeq names its product ribosomal protein S6 kinase A3 (gene RPS6KA3). The transcript has 22 exons. The coding region runs from base 118 to 2343 and encodes 741 amino acids. Gene Ontology annotation, molecular function: ATP binding; ribosomal protein S6 kinase activity; magnesium ion binding. Gene Ontology annotation, biological process: intracellular signal transduction; protein phosphorylation. The record is from RefSeq and is a predicted model, not a curated record. Lineage: Eukaryota; Metazoa; Chordata; Aves; Passeriformes; Tyrannidae.